Molecule: messenger RNA, 2836 nt
Organism: Eutrema salsugineum
Lineage: Eukaryota; Viridiplantae; Streptophyta; Magnoliopsida; Brassicales; Brassicaceae
Exons: 3
Coding region: 81-1007 (308 amino acids)
Source: RefSeq, a predicted model, not a curated record
GGCACAUCUGGUGCGAAAGGAUUGUUGAUGUGGAUGAGGCUGAUGAGUGGAAGUAUCAUGAGGUACUUCUUCAAAGUGGGAUGCGAUGGUCAGUAAUGGAGCUCGAACCUUACAUAAGUAAGGUGGUGCGAGAGUUCUACGCCGGACUACCACCUGAGACACCAAGUGACCCAUCACAGGUGUUUGUGGUAAGAAUCAGGGGAGCAAAGGUCCGGAUCUCGCCAGGAAUCAUCAACGAGACUCUUCGUCGUGAGCCGCUGUCUGAGGCAGAGAGGAAGGAAGAAGCAGAGGCAGAUCUUGUGCCAAUCUCCGAGGUGUCGAAGUAUCUGUCUCAAGGACAUCAGUCUGUUUGGUCCGAGCUUACUUCAAGGGAUUUUCCACCCAGGAUAGCCGCUCUGAUGGUUAUUGCGUCGUACAACUGGGUGCUGUCAACAAAUAAGCAUCAUAUCUCCGAAGAGCGAGCUAGACUGGUCUACAAACUGGCACACGGAGUCAAAGUAGACAUAGGACGGAUGAUCUUUCAGCAGAUGCUCGAUCUGAGCAAAGUGAUCAGAGGAGAUCAGAGAUGGCUGAUGUUUCCCUGUCUCAUCAGCAAGGUCAUUAAGAGACAGUUGAUUCUGCAGCUUGAAAAAGGAGAGAUGUGGAUCUUUCCAACAAAGUACAAGAAAGAUCCACGAAGCGGAGAGACAUUCCUGAAGAAAGAAGCCGCAGCUGCUGCUACAAAGGUGAGGACUAAGGGAAAGGAGAAGAAAGAGGCCCGGAAGAAGACUGCAUCAGCAUCAACGUCUCAUCAGCCUAGGACGAAUCUGCGCUCUACAGCAACUGCUCAACCAGAGAUACCAACUGAAGGAGUCAACAGCGUGAGUCUAGGAGUGAUUCGAGUGCCUGAGGCUCCAGCUGAUGCAAAGGGAAUCAGGACAGCACUUGAAGAUGUGGCAUCAGUUCUUGAGCAACUCGGGAUAGUAACGGCCAUGCUACGCGCUGCAGUCACAAGGGGAGAAGAUUGAAAUCGAUGGAUGCAUGAAUUAUAGGGGAGUUUUCGUUUGGGUUUAUUUUGGGGGUUUUAGAAUUCUGGGGGAGCAAGGAGAGAGUUUUUUUUAAGACACUGUGUUUUAUUUCUUAUCUCCUUAAACUCGUUUAUGUUAAGACUUGACACUCCAUUGAUUUCUUGGAGUUUCUUUUGGUUAAUCAGAAUCUUUUGGAAUCAUUCCCAGAAUUGUGUGUGGCUUGUAGUAUGCUGGUUGUUGCUUGUUUGGUCUCGAUUUCCUGAACAGGUACUUGUGGAGCACAUAUGCUAAAAAGGGGGAGAUUGAAGAUGCAAACAAGGCUGGAGCAGCACGUGUAGCAGUCCGACUAGCUCUGGAACUGACACGGGAAGACUUGCGGAGCAAUCUACACACGUGGAGGUGAGCUGGAAACUGAGCUGGAGCUGCAGGACUUGCUGGACACUUCAAGAGACGAGAAGCUGACGUGGAUAGGAAGCUUGGAGUAUCUUGGAGGAUAUUUGAAGAAAAUAUCAAGUUUCCUCUAUCUUAGGAGAAGAUAAGGAAGGUGAAGAUUCUCAUGAAGAUUUGGAGAAAUCACAAGGAGGAUCUAGGCGAGGAGUAGCCGCAAGUCCUAUUAUGUAUAAAUAGGCGUGUGAAAAACCGUGUAGGGUUUUUAACACAACUGAGAGAAUACUUAGCAAAGGGUGAGCGAAAAUCUGUGAGAGUUUUUGUGAGCUAGUGUGCUAAGGGAUUUGGGUGAGAGGUUCUUGAAUCACGUAUCGAUUCAAGAACAAGUGAGACUAGUGUAACAAAUCAAGGUGUGUCUUGAGGUUGCUCUAAAUCGGGUUCUGUAUACUUGUAAGUUACAAACAGAUUUACUAGUGAAAUAUCUUUGAAGAGAAAAUCCCUGAGUUGUGUUAUGUGUUAGUUCACGUAUUACUACUCUUACAUUUUCACAUGCUUGGUUUGACACCCUUUAUACUACAUUGAUUAAAAGGAUUGAUAGCCCUCAGAUCCUAAAAACUCUUGUCUAUCACAUUGAGACAAGGAUUGCUCUUUGUUUCAUCAUCUAACCGUCCAUUGAUUAAAUCCAAUGGCCAAAGAUCUAUAACUUUUUUCACCUUUUCUCCCCUUUGUCUCCUCUUCCUUCGUCUCCCUUCUCCUCCGUCUCACGCUGCUCAGUCUUCCUCGGCUUCUCCGCUAGCUUUUUCAGUUUCGGUUUUGUCUUCUCUAGAUUUUCCAUCUCCUCAUUUUCAUGGUUCCAAAUUCGUAACUGGUUCUGAACCAGAUCUAUCAAUAUUUUGUGACUGGAUUUCAGAUAUGUUUGAUCUAUUGGAUUCAAAGGUGUAUCGAUUACAGAGAUAAGAUUUGGGAAUCUAGCAAAAAGAUGGUUGGAUAUCUUCAAAGAUCUGUUCGGAUUAAAGAUUGAAACCACACUGAAAGUAUAACAAUGUUCAUAGAAGCAAUUGAUUCCUUGGACCAUUGUCUUCGUUGAAGAUGCUUUCCACCGACGAAAGCUUUUAAAUCUUCUCCGGCUCUGGUUUCACCUUUUGUGCCUAGAAAUGAAACGCGAUUACUGUAAAUCAAAUUGUUUUGUUUAAUAAUUUAAUAAAUAAAAUAUUUUCUUUUAUUAAAACUAUAUGAGAAAGCCACGGAUUAGCCAUGUAUUAUGUCGUGGCUAAGGAGUCAUGAACUUUUAAGUGACUAUUUCGUGACUAAGCUAGCCAUGAAACACUCGUGGCAAAAACGUGGUUAUGUUGCCACGAAAAAAUUUAAUCACGAUGCUAUAGACACGGUUUUUUUUCGUGGCUUUUCGUGACUAUUUCAUUGUAUAGCUACGAAAUUUAAGC